AUGGCAAGCUCGCACACGGUUCCAUUCAAGCCACAGCUAUUCGCUGUCAAGUCGGUCGCAGCCACCGUCCGCAAGAUAUGGCGCGACUUCAAGAGCGGGUCGAUGACAUCCAAGAAGAAAGGGCGUGUCGGACCGAAACCUUGCCACACCCCGGCUGAGGUCACCGAAAUCGUUCGUAGCGUGCCGGCCCGCGAUCGCAGCACCAUGCACCAUAUGGCAUCCUUGACGAAGAUUUCCGUAAGCACUCUUUGCCGCCACUUGAAGUCUGGGACGAUCAACCGUCGAUCGUACCGACUCAAAACGCUACUGACUGAUAGCCACAAAUUCGAGCGGCUGACAUUCUCUAGAGCCCACGUAAACAUUCAGUUGGAUGCCAUGAAUGAUUACAUCAGCAGUCGCGCCAGAGACGCUGCCAGCGCGGUCGAAUCCUGCGAACCCGACGAAUCCCCUGGGCCCGCCGAAUUUGACUUCUCCGACAUGUGGGACGUGGUGCAUCUCGACGAAAAUUGUUUUAAUGCUGACAAGGACUGCCGGAAUACUUAA
Molecule: messenger RNA, 543 nt
Organism: Aphanomyces astaci
Lineage: Eukaryota; Oomycota; Saprolegniomycetes; Saprolegniales; Verrucalvaceae
Exons: 1
Coding region: 1-543 (180 amino acids)
Source: RefSeq, a predicted model, not a curated record